Molecule: messenger RNA, 2250 nt
Organism: Debaryomyces fabryi
Lineage: Eukaryota; Fungi; Ascomycota; Pichiomycetes; Serinales; Debaryomycetaceae
Gene: STT3
Product: dolichyl-diphosphooligosaccharide--protein glycosyltransferase subunit
Exons: 1
Coding region: 1-2250 (749 amino acids)
Biological process (GO): post-translational protein modification
Cellular component (GO): membrane
Molecular function (GO): dolichyl-diphosphooligosaccharide-protein glycotransferase activity
Source: RefSeq, a predicted model, not a curated record
AUGGUAGAAACUAAGGCUCAAUUGAAGGUAUUGGGGGUGAAUAUAGAGACUAUUCGAUUACUUUUGCAGGUAAUUAUCUUUAUUUCAAUUGCCGGGGCCGCAAUUUCAUCAAGAUUAUUUUCAGUUAUUAGAUAUGAGAGUAUUAUUCACGAAUUUGAUCCAUGGUUCAACUUUAGAGCCACCAAAUACUUAGUUACACAUUCAUACUAUGAAUUCUUGAAUUGGUUCGAUGAUAGAACUUGGUAUCCUUUGGGUAGAGUCACCGGAGGAACAUUGUAUCCAGGGUUGAUGGUUACCUCAGGUGUAAUUUGGCAUACAUUGAGGGAAUGGUUCAGUUUACCAGUUGACAUUCGUAACAUUUGUGUUUUGUUGGCGCCAGCCUUUUCUGGUUUAACCGCAAUCUCGACAUACUUCCUUACUAAGGAAAUGAAGGAUUCCAAUGCAGGGUUGUUGGCUGCCAUCUUUAUGGGUAUAGCUCCAGGUUACAUUUCGAGAUCCGUUGCUGGGUCGUACGAUAACGAAGCAAUUGCAAUCACAUUAUUAAUGGCCACUUUCUACUUUUGGAUUAAGGCUAUGAAGAUUGGAUCUGUGUUCUAUGGUACAUUAACAGCAUUGUUUUACUUCUACAUGGUUUCUGCAUGGGGUGGUUAUGUCUUCAUUACUAACUUAAUUCCUUUGCACAUCUUCGUUUUAAUUUUAAUGGGUCGUUAUAAUCACAGGUUAUAUACCGCAUACACUACGUGGUAUGCAUUGGGUACCUUAGCCUCCAUGCAAAUUCCGUUUGUUGGAUUUUUGCCAAUAAGAUCCAACGAUCAUAUGGCAGCUUUGGGUGUAUUUGGCUUAUUACAAUUAGUUGCAGUAGGUCAUUAUGUCAAAUCCAAGGUCCCAUCUAAACAAUUUAAGGGAUUUUUGAUGGUUUCUUUAUCUUUAAUCACUAUCUUAGGUGUUGCAGGAUUAUUUGCUUUGACGGCUUUAGGCUGGAUUGCACCAUGGACUGGUCGUUUCUAUUCUUUAUGGGAUACUAACUAUGCAAAGAUUCACAUUCCUAUUAUUGCAUCUGUUUCUGAGCAUCAACCUACUGCAUGGCCUGCUUUUUUCUUCGACACGAACAUGUUGAUUUGGUUAUUCCCAGCUGGUAUCUAUUUAUGUUUCCAAGAAUUAAGAGAUGAACAUGUGUUCGUGAUUAUCUAUGGUGUUUUGUGUUCUUACUUUGCAGGUGUUAUGGUUAGAUUAAUGUUAACUUUGACUCCAAUCAUUUGUGUUGCGGCUGCUAUCGCAUUAUCUAAGUUGUUCGAUGUUUACUUGAACGUUGUUGAUGUUUUCAAGGCUGAUUCAUCGGACGAUAUCAAAGUAGAUUCAAAGAAAUCAAAAACAAAAGCUUCUACCUCUACAUCGAAGCCUUCUAAAUUUAUUCUAUUAUUAUCAAAGGGAGUUGUCUUAUUAUCAUUCACCUUUUAUCUUGUCUACUUCGUAUAUCACUGUACUUGGGUAACAUCAAAUGCUUACUCGUCUCCAUCAGUUGUCUUAGCUUCUAGAAACCCGGAUGGCUCUCAAAGUAUUAUUGAUGAUUAUAGAGAAGCUUACUACUGGUUGAGAAUGAAUACUCCUGAAGAUGCUAAAGUGAUGGCAUGGUGGGAUUAUGGUUACCAAAUUGGUGGUAUGGCCGACCGUACUACCUUAGUUGACAACAACACAUGGAACAACACACACAUUGCAACUGUCGGUAAAGCAAUGUGUUCUUCAGAGGAUGUUGCAUAUGAUAUCUUGAAGAAACAUGAUGUCGACUAUGUAUUGGUUAUCUUUGGUGGUUUACUUGGCUACUCUGGUGACGAUAUAAAUAAAUUCUUGUGGAUGGUCAGAAUUUCCGAAGGUAUCUGGCCCGAUGAAAUCCAUGAGCGUGACUACUUCACCGAAAGAGGUGAAUAUAAGGUUGAUGGAGAAGCUUCCAAAGCAAUGAAAGACUCUUUGAUGUACAAAAUGUCCUAUUAUAGAUACACCGAUUUAUUCAACGGUAGAGACGGUAUGGAUAGAGUUAGAAACCAAGCCAUUCCUGCUACUCAAUCUCCAGAAUUGGAUGUGGUAGAAGAAGCAUUCACGUCUCAAAACUGGAUUGUAAGAAUCUAUAAAGUCAAAGACUUAGACAACAUUGGUAGAGAUUUACAUUCUGCUGCGAAAUUCGAUAAAUCUUCUAAUCAACAAACCAAAAGAAAGAGAAUUAUAAAGAAACCAUCAUUAGAUUUAAGAGAAUAA